This is a messenger RNA of Sceloporus undulatus (fence lizard), 1740 nucleotides long. RefSeq names its product amine sulfotransferase-like. Bases 166 to 1038 code for a protein of 290 amino acids. The record is from RefSeq and is a predicted model, not a curated record. Gene Ontology annotation, molecular function: sulfotransferase activity. Gene Ontology annotation, cellular component: cytoplasm. The transcript has 7 exons. Gene Ontology annotation, biological process: sulfation. NCBI's taxonomy places the organism in Eukaryota, Metazoa, Chordata, Lepidosauria, Squamata, Phrynosomatidae.
UUUAAAUAUAUGGGUCCUAUAAAAAAAUGUGCAUACCCUAGGAAUGUACUGUUAAAUUGCUAGCUUGUUGGAGAGCUACAAACUCAGUCCUGAUAAUUAAGUUCAUAUAGUCCAAACAAGAAAUAGCCUUUGCUGACUUUAGAAAACUCCAGAGCAACAAUAAAAAUGGAGCUUUCCGACAAGUACAUGUUCAAACACAAAGGAUCCUAUUUUGUCACAGAUCUAGUUACACCAGAAUACAUUGAUUCACUGGAGGAUUUUGAAAUCAGAGACAGUGACGUAUUUCUGGCCACUUUUCCAAAAUCAGGCACAAUAUGGACACAGAAUAUUUUGAGCCUGAUUUAUCAUGAAGGUCAUCGAAAUGGAACUGAAGACACUGACCUGUUAGACAGAGUGCCAUGGCUGGAAUACAACAUUCGCAAGAGAGAUUAUGUCAGUCGUGCAUCACCUCGUCUCUUUGCUACCCAUCUGCCCUAUUAUUUAAUACCAAAGGGAUUGAGAAAUGGAAGAGCAAAGAUGAUUUAUGUGGCCAGGAACCCAAAGGAUGUUUUGGUCUCCUAUUAUCAUUUUUCCAAAGUUUCUGUCAAACUGGAAGAAGCAGGUUUUGAUGUCAUUAUGGAGAGGUUUUUGGCUGGUAAAGUGAUAGGUAAUUUAUGGCUAGACCAUAUUGAAGGCUGGUCUGCCCAGAGAGACAACCCGAGUAUUCUUUUCCUUAUGUAUGAAGAAAUGAAGAAGGAUCUGAGAAGCUCUGUAUUGAAAAUAUGCAACUUCCUAGGAAAGACACUGACAGAAAAGGAGUUGGAUGAUGUAGUGGAUAAGGCUUCAUUUGGCAAAAUGAGUGUGGAUCGUAGAGCUAAUUAUACAACCAUGCCCACUGACUUAUUAGAUUUCAAAAAAGGACGCUUUCUGCGCAAAGGUACUGUUGGGGACUGGAAAAACAUGAUGACCGUUGCACAGAGUGAAAGGUUUGACAGUGUUUUUAAGGAGAGAAUGGAAAAGCUGCCCUUCAAGUUCAUCUGGGAUGUCAAUGAAUUUUGAAAUAUGAUGAACAAAACUAUUUCUUUCACUUUGUACAGAUUUUUACUUUGAUGAAACAACCAAUUUGUCCCAGCUUGUUUCCAAAUCAGUUUGCACAUUUGGUGGACAAAGAGGACACAGUUUUAACAGAAUUCUCAUAAUGUCUAGCUUUCUUAAAAUAUACACAUCUUUGGUUUUCUUAAAAUAUACACAUAUAAAAAAUACACAUGAAUGGCUUUAUUAAAUUAUACACAUCUUUGAAGUGAACAGGCCAGAUGUUGACUCAUAAGUAGGUGUGAGAGAAUUUUAAGUCCUAUAUUGUGUAUGAUGUAGUCCUUCAUGUAAAACAAAUUGCUAUUUUUUGUUUGAUCAAAGACAAAAUACAUUUCAAUGUUCAGAGAAUUACAAAGGAUAAAAGGAUAAUUACAUUAUGGAUUGCAUAAUAGAUUACAAAUUGUGAACUGGAUCACAUCUUAUGAAAAGGUGAACUACAUGGAUUUGUUCCCAAUGACUAGUAACAGAAUCAUAUUUGACGAGACCACGAGUGCCAUCCAGUCCAAUCCCUUUCCAUGCACAAAUACUUAGUUAAAGUAUUCCUGACAGAUGGCCUUCCAGCUUGUGUUUAGAACUUUGAAAAAUGAACCAAAACCAAUUAAAACAGGAUUAAAAUAUUUUGUGUGGUGCACAGAACAUUACAAUAAAAUUAAAAAUGAUGAAAAAUAA